Molecule: messenger RNA, 405 nt
Organism: Galdieria sulphuraria
Lineage: Eukaryota; Rhodophyta; Bangiophyceae; Galdieriales; Galdieriaceae
Exons: 3
Coding region: 38-292 (84 amino acids)
Biological process (GO): DNA repair; resolution of meiotic recombination intermediates; replication fork processing
Cellular component (GO): Fanconi anaemia nuclear complex; FANCM-MHF complex
Source: RefSeq, a predicted model, not a curated record
GAGCGCCAAUUCUUGAACGAGUUGCGUUGAGUUUCAAAUGGAAACAGACAACGAUAAGACGUCAGAAUCUUUUGGUUUUCGUCAAGAAAUUAUUUCCUCUCUCUUGCAACGACGCUUUCAGUAUCAAACCAAACUAAGAGAUGACGGUCUAAAAGCAGUAACUGAAUAUCUUCGAAUUAUUACAAAAGAGGCUAUUGAACGUGCAGUCGAAGAAGCUCAUAAAGAUUCUUGUGAUGCUGUUCAAUUGAGACAUAUUGAGAAAGUGGUACCAGAGUGGUUAUUAGACCACUAAGAGAAGAAAGUUUAGUAAUUUUGGCUGUUAUUCAUGAUAUAAAGAAUAGCUACAGAAAUAGUGCUAACCAACGAAGACUCGAAACCAAAAUGAAGAAACAGAGCAUUAUUUCA